Molecule: messenger RNA, 593 nt
Organism: Perognathus longimembris pacificus (Pacific pocket mouse)
Lineage: Eukaryota; Metazoa; Chordata; Mammalia; Rodentia; Heteromyidae
Product: WAP four-disulfide core domain protein 6A-like
Exons: 6
Coding region: 2-523 (173 amino acids)
Biological process (GO): negative regulation of peptidase activity
Cellular component (GO): extracellular region
Molecular function (GO): serine-type endopeptidase inhibitor activity
Source: RefSeq, a predicted model, not a curated record
AAUGUCCUUUCCUGGCGGGGCAGAGCAGGGCACCCACAGUGCAGAGGCAGGAGCUUCUGAGCUGCUACUCCUGGUUUUGAUGCCACCAGUUAGGCAACUGCUCUCUAAAAUGGGACUCUGGGGACUUCUACCAUUCGUGGUACCAUCCAUCCUCUUGAGAGGUGUCCAAGACCCUGGGCUGGUUGAGGGAUUCUUCUUCAGGCCGUGCCCCCAUGUCAGAGUAAAGUGCGAACUGGAAGAACUGAACCAAUGUACGAGGAGCAGCCAGUGCCCGGGUAGAAUGAGGUGCUGCUGGUUCAGCUGUGGAAAGAAAUGUCUAGAUGUCAGAGAAGAUGCAUGCAAUAUGCCAAAGAAAAUUGGCCCUUGCUUGGCCUACCUUCCGCGCUGGUGGUAUGAUAAAGAAACUGAGCUCUGCACCAAAUUCAUCUACAGUGGUUGCCAAGGGAACCUCAACAACUUCCAAUCUAAAGCUGUCUGCACUGUCACCUGCAAAAGAAAACAAUCGACUUCCUGGAUAGGAUAAAGCAGAGAUGGAACAGACUAUGGGAUUGGCUCAGAUUCCAGAAUUCUCCUCAUGUAUGCUACAACUGAGG